AUCCGGAAAAAAGAAAAACAAACAAAAAACUUCUCUUUCCUAAUCUUGUGAUUCUCGUCUCACUUUUCAUUUUCUGCUUCAAUCAUGGUUGUAUUAGAGUUUAUGUAUGAAGAUAAAGACGAAGAAGAAUAUAGGGAGGAAGCUGCUCUCAUGUACCUCCUAAAUUUUAUGUACAGCAACACCUUAUCAGUUACCACAGCAACAGGUUUGUUGGAUGUGCUCAUGGCUGCUGAUAAGUUUGAGGUUGAAUCGUGCAUGAGGUAUUGCAGUCGGCUUCUGCAUAACAUGCCCAUGACACCAGAUUCCGCAUUGCUUUAUCUAGAGCUUCCUUCCAGUGUUUUAAUGGUUGAGGCAGUCCAGCCAUUGACGGAUGCAGCUAAGCAAUACCUUGCAGCACGAUACAAAGACGUUACCAAGUUCUCGGAGGAGGUGCUGAACUUACCCUUGGCUGGGCUUGAGGCAGUGUUGUCCAGCGAUGAUCUCCAGGUUGCAUCCGAAGAUGCUGUUUAUGAUUUUGUUUUGAAGUGGGCAAAAAUGCAUUACCCAAAGAUAGAAGACAGGCGUGAGGUUCUUGGUUCGCGUCUUGGUCGCCUGAUUCGUUUCCCUUACAUGACCUGCCGCAAACUCAAGAAGGUUCUCACUUGCAAUGACUUUGACCAUGAUCUCACAUCCAAGGUUGUCCUCGAGGCUCUCUUUUUUAAGGCAGAAGCUCCACAUAGACAACGAACCCUAGCCGCCGAGGAAUCUGCAGUCACAAAUCGUCGUUUUGUUGAACGAGCAUACAAAUACAGGCCUGUGAAAGUGGUGGAAUUCGAGCUUCCACGUCAGCAAUGUGUGGUUUAUUUAGAUCUUAAGCGUGAAAAGUGUGUAAACCUGUUCCCAUCUGGGCGAGUCUACUCACAAGCAUUCCAUCUCGGUGGACAAGGUUUCUUUCUUUCAGCUCACUGCAACAUGAACCAACAGAGCUCAUUCCACUGUUUUGGCCUCUUUCUAGGAAUGCAAGAGAAGGGAUUAGUCAGUUUUGCCGUGGACUAUGAAUUUGCAGCUAGAUCAAAACCAUCAGAAGAGUACGUCAGCAAGUACAAAGGAAAUUAUACCUUCACAGGUGGGAAGGCAGUUGGAUAUAGAAACCUGUUUGCAAUCCCAUGGACGAACUUCACGGCAGAUGACAGUCUUUACUUCAUCAACGGAAUCCUGCAUCUAAGAGCUGAACUGACAAUAAAACACUGAAUCUCUGGAGCACUCCCUCUUCUCCAAUUUUUUUGUCGUUUCUCAGUCUCCUCUAAUGUCGUAAGCAUUAGCUAGAUGAUCAACUAGAUUUGAUAUGUGUAUGUUUUUCUUUCCUGGUGCAGGCAUCUAAUAGCUUAACUUGUAGUCCAGGAACGAAAAGAACUGUAAAAAUGAAUGAAAUGAUUGUUUCUGGUUUUUUCUCUGAUAUAUGAAGAGAAAACUUGCGACUGA
This is a messenger RNA of Papaver somniferum (opium poppy), 1461 nucleotides long. Its product is annotated as BTB/POZ domain-containing protein POB1-like. The record is from RefSeq and is a predicted model, not a curated record. Gene Ontology annotation, biological process: response to red light. The transcript has 3 exons. Bases 85 to 1230 code for a protein of 381 amino acids. Gene Ontology annotation, cellular component: nucleus. NCBI's taxonomy places the organism in Eukaryota, Viridiplantae, Streptophyta, Magnoliopsida, Ranunculales, Papaveraceae. Gene Ontology annotation, molecular function: protein binding.